AUGACUAGAAACUCUAAGGAUUAUUCAGAGGCUUCGAUUGAGGCAGAAGAAAUACAUAGGACUGGUUUGAAGUCGUUGAAAGACGAGAUGCAUGAUCCUUCAAAGCAGUCAACGUCUGAAGAGUUUGACUCAGAGGUAAUUCAAAUGACGGUAUUGGCCUCACAGCAAUCAUUGAAUAAUGAAGUCUCUUCAAGAGUUUACAUCGAAGAAAAUGAAUCAAAAUCUAAAAAAAUCAAGAACACAAUUAAGAAAUAUCUUAAAUUUGUAGGCCCUGGUUUACUAGUUAGUGUCGCGUACAUAGAUCCAGGUAAUUAUUCUACUGCAGUGACAUCUGGUGCUCAAAAUCAAUAUACCUUACUGUGCGUUGUAUUACUUUCAAAUUGUAUUGCCAUUUAUUUGCAAUGUUUAUGUAUUAAGUUGGCUUCAGUCACAGGUUUAGAUUUAGCAAGAGCAUGUAGGACUCAUUUACCUAGAUGGGCAAAUAUCAUCCUUUAUUGUUUCGGAGAAGCGUGUAUCAUUUCUACUGAUAUCGCUGAAGUCAUUGGUACUGCUAUCGCUUUGAAUAUUUUGAUCAAAGUACCUCUCCCUGCAGGUGUCGCUAUUAGUAUCGUUGAUAUUUUUAUCAUUAUGUUGGUCUACAGGCCCGGUGUAUCAUCAAUGAAACUGGUUAGAAUGUUUGAAAUCGGUAUCGCAGGGUUAGUGUUGGCUGUUUUCAUUUGUUUUACUGUGGAACUUUCUUAUAUACCAUUUACCGUUGAACAAACAAGAAAAAUAUUUAGAGGAUUUGUUCCUUCCAGGGAAAUGUUCCACAACAGUGGUAUGUAUAAUGCAAUUUCCAUUUUAGGUGCCACUGUUAUGCCCCACUCUUUAUUUUUAGGUUCUGGUAUUGUUCAACCAAGAUUACUUGAUUAUGAUUUGAAACACAAUAAUUACUCUAUAAAUACAGACCCAGAUUUCGAGGAUACUGAAGAAGAUCAUACAAAGUACAACAAAGAAGCAAUGAAAGAGGAAAAGUUUUUGAAUUAUGCUCCUUCAAUAGGCGCAAUCAAAUAUUGCAUGAAAUAUUCCAUGAUAGAAUUAGGUUCAACUUUAUUGACUGUUGCAUUUUUUAUCAAUUGUGCUAUAUUAAUCGUCGCAGGUUCAACGUUAUAUGGCACUGAUCAAGCUAUUGGCGCAGAUCUAUACACAAUCCAUUCUCUGUUGUCAUCCACAAUAUCUAAAGGUGCUGGUACAAUUUUCAUGCUGGCAUUACUCCUCAGUGGUCAAUCUGCAGGUAUUGUCUGUACGAUGGCUGGCCAAAUAGUUUGUGAAGGUCAUAUCAAAUGGUCGGUUGUUCCAUGGAAGCGUAGAUUACUCACAAGAGGAAUUUCUAUUAUUCCAUGCUUAAUUAUAUCUAUAUGCAUCGGAAGAAGUGCGUUAUCGAAAGCAUUGAAUUCCUCACAAGUUGUACUAUCAUUAUUAUUGCCUUUUAUUGUAGCCCCACUUGUCUAUUUUACUUCUAGCAAGAAAAUUAUGUCAUUAAAGGUACCAGUGAUGAAUAAACGAAAUGAGGAAACCUCCAAAAGUUGUGCAGAUGCAGGCAAACAGAACGACUUAACUGAUCCAUCAUUUCAGGAGGCCAGAAACGAUGGCACUGAUAUCGACUGCAGCGUCAGGAGUGAAAAUAUUACCCCGAAUAACUCUGAUGUUCAAGGCGAAGAAGAUAAUGAAUACACUAUGGUCGACAUGUCAAACAAUUGGGCAAUGACUAUAGUGAGUGGCAUAGUGUGGAUAUUCUUAUCACUUUUAAACGUCUAUGCAAUAGUUGAGUUAGGUAUUUCCCACGGUGACAUAUCCUAA
Molecule: messenger RNA, 1839 nt
Organism: Tetrapisispora phaffii CBS 4417
Lineage: Eukaryota; Fungi; Ascomycota; Saccharomycetes; Saccharomycetales; Saccharomycetaceae
Gene: SMF1
Product: divalent metal ion transporter SMF1
Exons: 1
Coding region: 1-1839 (612 amino acids)
Biological process (GO): intracellular manganese ion homeostasis; iron ion transport
Cellular component (GO): plasma membrane
Molecular function (GO): manganese ion transmembrane transporter activity; cadmium ion transmembrane transporter activity
Source: RefSeq, a predicted model, not a curated record